GAAAAGUUCUUGUGUUCCUGUCGGAAAGCGAAGUCACGGUCUUGGCAGUGCGUGGCACAGGAGAACCAGGCCUCUCUUCUCUCCUCGGUGCCUCCGGGCAGCAGCAGCAGCAGCAGCAGCAGCGCCGUCCCCUCCGCCCCCGCCACGCCAAGGAGGAGGAUAUAAGGGGCGCCGCCCGCGCGGGAGCUGCCCAGCCGCAUCUCCAUCCUCAUCCCCAUCCUCAUCCGGAGCCGCAUCCCGAUCCCGAGUCCCGGCAGCAUGCGGGCGGGCCGCACCCGGACGGGGCCCCCGCGGGCGGCGCUGCUGCUGCUCUGCCUCCUGGCGCUGGCGGUGCUGCCCGGUCCUCCGGCCGCCGCCGAGGCGUGGUACAAGCAGGCCGCCGGACCCAGCUACUACUCGGUCGGCAGGGCUUCGGGGCUGCUCUCGGGGCUCCGGCGCUCGCCCUACAGCCGCCGCGCCGACGACAACGAGCAGCCGCAGCAGCCGCAAGGCGGUGGGAGCAGCAGCAGCAGCAGCUCCGAAAACGGCGUCGUCCCAGGACUCCCUCCAGCCGCCGCCUCCUCUUUCUGGGCAACUGAGCCGCGCCUGAGCCCCGGCGGACUGAGGAACAUGGCGGUGUGCGUGAAAGAGGUGUCCCCGGAGCUGCGGAGCUGCCAGCUGCUGCCAGGCUUGCCCAGCGUGGUCCAGUGCCAGGCCGACGUCACCGUCUCGCUGGACCCCGCCGACUGCAGCCCCGUCCCCUGAAGACCCGCCGCGGGAGGAGACGAGGCCAGGCGCCCCCUGGAAGAAGCCAAGCCCUCGGGGAGCCACGGGAGGAAGGCCUGCCCCCCGACGCCCUCACAGACAAGAAAUAAACGCGCUUGAAACGGC
Molecule: messenger RNA, 870 nt
Organism: Anolis carolinensis (green anole)
Lineage: Eukaryota; Metazoa; Chordata; Lepidosauria; Squamata; Anolidae
Gene: npb
Product: neuropeptide B
Exons: 2
Coding region: 259-744 (161 amino acids)
Biological process (GO): G protein-coupled receptor signaling pathway; feeding behavior
Molecular function (GO): G protein-coupled receptor binding
Source: RefSeq, a predicted model, not a curated record